Molecule: messenger RNA, 339 nt
Organism: Gekko japonicus
Lineage: Eukaryota; Metazoa; Chordata; Lepidosauria; Squamata; Gekkonidae
Gene: CD83
Product: CD83 molecule
Exons: 2
Source: RefSeq, a predicted model, not a curated record
AUGGAUGAAAAGUGUGAAGAACUGUCAAAGGUAAAGUGGCAGAAGCUGCAGUAUAAUAAAGAACAGAAUUAUUCAAGACAACUUAAUUCAUCUUCAGAGGUCUCCAACAGCCAAUGGCAUUCUCUGAGGAUUAAAAAUACUACAAACUACGACAGUGGGACAUAUAAGUGCAUCUUGGAAGCAUCAGAUAGAAAGUACAACGAAAGUAACACUAUUACAUUAAUAGUAAAAGGCUGUCUAGAGGAAUUAGAAGACGCAAAAUUUAAAAAGCACAGAGCAGAGCUUGUGUUGUUGUGCUCACUUGGACUUUUCUACUUGCUGCUCAUUGCUUUUACCUGC